Oncorhynchus nerka (sockeye salmon) is the source of this 13102-nucleotide messenger RNA. RefSeq names its product protein TANC2-like. Gene Ontology annotation, cellular component: dendritic spine. NCBI's taxonomy places the organism in Eukaryota, Metazoa, Chordata, Actinopteri, Salmoniformes, Salmonidae. The transcript has 22 exons. The record is from RefSeq and is a predicted model, not a curated record. The coding region runs from base 6014 to 11161 and encodes 1715 amino acids. Gene Ontology annotation, biological process: regulation of dendritic spine morphogenesis. Gene Ontology annotation, molecular function: protein binding.
CCAGCCACACCUCUUGUUUAUUUGUUUAACACAUUUCAUUGCACACUUUUAGGCCAAAGUGGCAUACAAAUGAAUGUGCUGCUAAAGGUAGGAGAUUCAUUACCCUUUGAAAGUUUGGUUCUGUUCUAUAUCAAUUUCCAUUCAGACAAUGACCUGAAACUCAGCAUUAAUUGAAAAUCCUUAUAGGGUUUGACUAUAUUACUAUAUUUCAUAAAUGUGUGAUAUUUAGUUACCAAGUUGUAAUUGACCCCCUUCUCAGCAUCUGAGACUGAGUGUUCCCACCUCAUUUAGGUGCUCUUAUUUAACCCCCUGUGCCCCUCCGACAUUAACUUUAAUGGAAAUAGGGAACGUUAAUGUUCUCACAGUACCUGGGGGUGGGGGGUGAAUACCGCAGAUGCCAGGGUAAAAACAUUCCUUCAGGGUGAGGAAAGCCCCACAGAUCCCCCUAAAAGUGUUCAAACAUGUGUUUUCAAUGUCCUCUCUAUGUCGGGGCAUAUAAAAGCAGCAUAGCAAGCUGGUUCUAAAAAAAGCCUGUAGCUCCUCACCUCUGACUUGGCCUAUCCAGUGGGAUGAAUGGAGCUGGGCUAGCAGUGUUUAUGGGGUCGAUCAUACAGGGGUUUACGUUGUUUGGCCUUUGUCUUUUGACUUCUGACACAUGCCCUCCUAAGAGGCCACUGAGAGGAGUGAAGUGCAAACAAAGCUUAUUGAAGAGUCGGGGAAGAAAGCUGGGCAUGGUGGGAGAAUGGGGGAGGAGACUGAUAUAGGAGAGAGAAAGGGAAAGGAAUAGAGAUGUAAAGAGAGGGAGACAAACUGAUAGAGGAAUAAAGAGAGAAAGGACUACCAGCAGAUGGAUAUACAGUAUACAGAUUAAAUGGAGAAAGAGGAAAAGGAAAAAAGACAAACGCAUAUAGGAGAAAAGGGGAGAAUGUGUGGCAUAGAUUCUAGUCAUCAGUAAGAUGGAAGGAAUGAGCAACAUUAGUUUAGUGGAGAGAGAGGGGAGUCUGCGUAAGAAAGAUGGAUAGGGAAAAGGAGGGAGGAUAAACCGGCAUGGAGAGGCUUGGCCCAGGCAGCACUGAAACAUCAAAGCCAUGGGCAUAGUCCCUCUGGUGACUGGGGAGAGAGACGGAAGGGGAGAUGGAGAGAGAGAAUCACACAGAGAGAGAAAGAAAGAUAGGAGGGAGGCACCCUGGUAACGAGGGAGCGGAGCGAGAUAAAGUGUGAAUGCUGGAGAGAACGAGUGCGGCGCCCCAAGUCCCCCACUGCAGCAUUCAAAUCAAAUUGUAUUAGUCACAUGCGCUGAAUACAACAGGUGUAGAUCUUACAGUGAAAUGCUUACUUAUGAGCCCCUAACCAACAAUGCAGUUUAAAAAAAAUUAUGAAUAAGAAAUAAAAGUAAGUCAUUAAAGAGCAGAAGUAAAAUAACAAUAGCGAGACUAUAUAUAUAAAGGGGGGUACCGGUACAGAGUGUGCGGUGGCGGUUAGUUGAGGCAAUAUGUACAUGUGGGUAAAGUUAUUAUGUGACUAUGCAUAGAUGAUAACAUCAGAGAGUAGCAGCUGUGUAAAAGAGGGGAGGGGGGGGCAAUGCAAAUAAUGGACAUUUGAUUAGACGUUCAGGAGUUUUAUGGCUUUGGGGGUAGAAGCUGUUUAGAAACCUUUUGGACCUUGACUUGGCACUCUGGUACCGCUUGCCAUGCGGUAGCAGAGAGAACAGUCUGUAACUAGGGUGGCUGGAGUCUUUGGCAAUUUCUAGGGUCUUCCUCAGACACCGCCUGGUAUAGAGGUCCUGGAUGGCAGGAAGCUUGGCCCCAGUGAUGUACUGGGCCGUACGCAUUACCCUCUGUAGUGCCUUGCGGUCAGAGGCCGAGCAGUUGCCAUACCAGGCAGUGAUGCAACCUGUCAGGAUGCUCUCGAUGGUGCAGCUGUAGAACCUUUUGAGGAUCUGAGGACCCAUGCCAAAUCGUUUCAUUCUCCUGAGGGGGAAUAGGUUUGGUUGUGCCCUCUUCACAACUGUUUUAGCGUGCUUGGGUCCAGGUAGCCUAGUGGUUAGAGCAUUGGGCCAGUAACCGAAAGGUUGCUGAACAAGGCAGUUAACCCACUGUUCCUAGGCCGUCAUUGUAAAUAAUCAAUUGUUCUUAGCUGACUUGCCUAGCUAAAAUAAUAAUAACACUUUUUUUUUUUUAAGUUAGUUUGUUGGUGACGUGGACACCAAGGAACUUGAAGCUCUCAACCUGCUCCACUGCAGCCUUGUCGAUGAGAAUGGGGGCGUGCCCGGUCCUCUUUUUUCCUGUAGUCCACAAUCAUCUCCUUUGUCUUGAUCACGUUGAGAGAGAGGUUGUUGUCCUGGCACCACACGGCCAGGUCUCUGACAUCCUCCCUAUAGGCUGUCUCGUCGUUCUCAGUGAUCAGGCCUACCGCUGUUGUCAUCUGCAAAGGAUCAGCAUGGCGGAUGUGUUGUUACCUACCCUUACCACCUGGGGGAGGUCCGUCAGGAAGUCCAGGAUCCAGUUGCAGAGGGAGGUGUUUAGUUCCAGGGUCUUUAGCUUUUUGAUGAGCUUUGAGGGCACUAUGGUGUUGAACACUGAGCUGUAGUCAAUGAAUAGCUUUCUCACAUAGGUGUUCCUUUUGUCCAGGUGGGAAAGGGCAGUGUGGAGUGCAAUCGUUUGCAUCCUCUGUGGUAUGCAAAUUGGAGUGGGUCUAGGUUUUCUGGGAUAAUGGUGUUGUGAGCCAUGACCAGCCUUUCAAAGCACUUCAUGGCUACAGAUGUGAGUGCUAUGGGUCGGUAGUUAUUUAAGCAGGUUACCUUAGUGUUCUUGGGCACAGGGACUAUGGUGGUCUGCUUAAGAUGUUGGUAUUCCAGACUCAGACAGGGAGAGGUUGAAAAUGUCAUUGAAGAUACUUGCCAGUUGGUCAGUGCAUGCUCGCAGUACACGUCAUGUUAAUCUGUCUGGUCUUGCGGCCUUAUGAAUGUUGCCAUGUUUAAAGAUCUUACUCACAUCGGCUGCGGAGAGCGUGAUCACACAAUCUUCCGGAACAGCUGGUGCUUUCAUGCAUGUUUCAGUGUUAUUUGCCUCGAAGCGAGCAUAAAAUUAGUUUAGCUUGUCUGGUAGGCUUGUGUCACUGGGCAGCUCUCGGCUGUGCUUCCCUUUUGUAGUCUGUAAUGGUUUGCAAACCCUGCCACAUCCGACGAGCGUCAGAGCUGGUGUAGUCUGAUUCAAUCUUAGUCCUGUAUUGAUGCUUUGCCUGUUUAAUGGCUCGUCGGAGGGCAUAGCGGGAUUUCUUACAAGCUUCCGGGUUAGAGUCCCGCUCCUUGAAAGAGGCAGCUCUAGCCUUUAGCUCAGAGCGUAUGUUGCCUUCUGGUUGGGGUAUGUACGUACGGUCACUGUGGGGGCGUCAUCGGUGCACUUAUUGGUGAAGCCAAUGACUGAUGGUGUACUCCUCAAUGCCAUCGGAGGAAUCCUGGAACAUAUUCCAGUCUGUGUUAGCAAAACAGUCCUGUAGCUUAGCAUCUGCUUCAUCUGAACACUUUUUUUAUUGAUCUAGUCCCGGGUGCUUCCUAUUUUAAUUUUUGCUUGUAAGUGGAAUCAGGAGGAUAGAGGUAUGGUCAGAUUUGCCAAAUGGAGGGUGAGGGAGAGCGUUCUCUCUGUUUACUGUGGGAGUAUAGGAAAUAAUAUGAGCUACAAUCCUUUGGCCUUUGGGACUUUGUGGUGGUAGCUGGGGAAUAGGCUGCCACAGUUCCUCAUCCAAUUGGAGACAAUGUUCUGUUGGACGUCACCAAACUUCAUGUAGGGAUAGAUGAUUGUUGUGAUUUAUGUUCUGCCCAACAGAACUCAGUCCAGUUGCAAGCCUGGAAGUGAUAAUGGGACAACUGUCAUGUCAAAUAAGACAGUAUGUCAGCUUAUAAAUACAGCCCUAGCCUGUGGCAUCUUGUAAACUGGGGUCAUUGUGAAAUGGUGGAUUGAAUGACUGUAUAGAAACCUUUGAUAAUCACACACACACGCCACUGACAGGAGAGGAGAGGAGUGAUUCAGUGAGGGUCAUUGCUCAGAGGGAGCAGGGAAGCAGUAGGUAGGGAUGUUCUGGUCUGCUGUCCUUCUACACGCCUCAGGAGCAGAGCAGGGGCAGCCACCCACACUGGGCUCUGAACGAGAAGCUCUCCGCACUCACUCCAUAUAUCCUCUUUCUUUACCUCUACCUCGCUCCCUCCCCUUUCCCUCUAGCUCAUCUAUUUCUCUCCUCUCUCUUGCCCUCCUCUUCCAACCACCUCCUCCUCAAUCUCUACCUCCUGCCUCUCUCGUCGCUGUCUGCUCUCUUUCAUCCUAUGUAGUCAAGCUCACUUUCAUAAUGGCUCUGAUCUCCUGGUUCAAAUGCACUAGAUUACUCCAACUGAUAGAGAGGCUACCUUAUGAGCCUUGACAUUCUGUUCUGCAGAAAUGCAAGCCUUCCACCCACUUUCCUUCUCUCUCUCUCUCCCAGCACAUCUCUCACAUAGCAAUGACUAUUAAAAAUACAUAAAACACAAACCCAACUCCACCUAAGCAACGUGGUAGAGUGUGAAAAUGUCUCCGUAGUUCCACGUCAAGCCCCAUGAGCUAUGGCAGUGGCUACCCCCAUGGACAUUUAUCAUUGAUUAUGUUUUAAAUAUGUACAGUACCAGUCAAAGGUUUGGAAACACCUACUCAUUCAAGGGUUUUUCUUUAUUUUUGACUAUUUUCUACAUUUUAGAAUAAUAGUGAAGACUUCAAAACUAUGACAUAACACAUAUGGAAUCAUGUAGUAACCAAAAAAGUGUUGAACAAAUCAAAUAUAUUUUACAUUUGAGAUUCUUCAAAUAGCCACCCUUUGCCUUGAUGACAGUUUUGCACACUCUUGGCAUUCUCCCAACCACCUUCAUGAGGUAGUCACCUGGAAUGCAUUUCAAUUAACAGGUUUGCCUUGUUAAGUUAAUUUGUGGAAUUUCUUUCCUUUUUAAUGCAUUUGAGCCAAUCAGUUGUGUUGUGACAAGGUACAGAAGAUAGCCCUAUUUGGUAAAAGACCAAGUCCAUAUUACGUCAAGAACAGCUCAAAUAAGCAAAGCGAAACAACAGUCCAUCAUUACUUUUAAGACAUGAAGGUCAGAAAAUCUGGAAAAGUUGAACGUUUCUUCAAGUGGAGUCACAAAAACCAUCAAGCGCUAGGAUGAAACUGUCUCUAACGAGGACCGCCACAGGAAAGGAAGACCCAGAGUUUCCUCUGCUGCAGAGGAUCAAAUGUUAUUUGUAUUAUUGUUUCACUUGUCUUUUUGACCUGCACUGUUGGAGCUCUGAGCUUAAGAAAUUCACUUUACCCUGCAAUUACAUCUGCGACCCUGUGCAUGUGACUAAUAAACUUGUCUAAAAUCUAAGUCUAAUACAGCUGCUCGCCCACACCAAGGUCCCCGCAAACCACCGUAAAUCUGAGAUCCCACUCGCCACAUACCUGCUACAGUUUUAGCUGUAUUGCAGUGGAAAUGUAGUAGUCUGGGAGGGAUCCCUGCCAUAGGUAAAACGGACUACGGGUUGCAGUUUAGGUGAGUGGUGGGUAGAACUUAUUUUCUUCCAUUUAAUUGUUGUUAGCACCAGCUAGCCCAGUGGUUCACAACUUUGUGGUAUGCAGGGUUUUAUUGAAGCCCAUUAAAAAAAACAGGAUUACAUUAUUUUCCUGACAGGAAGGAAGGAGGUGCGUUGUUAGUCCCUCCCUGUAACACGAGGUUAUCUCUGUCAUUCUCCAUAAAGCUCUUAUCCUAAAGAUAAAAACUCUUUACUGCAUUAUCUUCCUACUCUUUUUUUUCUCCCUAUUGAAAGACGGUGGUUUUUGGGACAACUGGAAGAGCUCUAGACUUGGGUAUAUUGUUAACAGAGAGGGGAACAACUAAACAAACUAUCUGGAAAAGGGGUCGUCCGAGGAAGGAAGUGUGUUUGCCACGAGUUCGGCCCACCUGGAGGACCUGGCCUACCUGGAUGAGCAGAGACACACUCCCCUGAGGACCUCCCUCAGGAUGCCCCGUCAGAACUCUGGGGCCGGGCGCUCCGGACACGACCUCAGAGCUUCUGCUUACAGCCAUGCCUGGCAAUCUAACUCACUACGCUUUGCCCCCUACCGCCCCCCGGAUAUCGCCCUCAAGCCCCUUCUGUUCGAGGUGCCCAGCCUGACAGCUGAUUCGCUCUUCACCGGGAGGGAGUGGCUCUUCCAGGAAGUGGACGCCCGUCUUCAUGGCGACGACUCGGCAGCCAAUCGAGGUGUGGUUGUCGUGGGCAACGUGGGCUUCGGCAAGACUGCCAUCAUCUCCCGCCUGGUGGCACUCAGCUGCCACGGCAACCGCAUGAGGCAGAUCGCCUCGGACAGCCCCCACGCCUCGCCCAAACAUGGAGAGACCCUGCCCCUCACCCAGCCCCAGCACUCCCAUGGCACCCUGGGGGGCAGCUGCCCUGGCACGCCCGAGAUGAGGAGACGCCAGGAGGAGGCUUUACGGCGGCUCGCCUCACAGGUGGUGGCAUACCACUACUGCCAGGCGGACAAUGCCUACACGUGCCUGGUGCCAGAGUUUGUCCACAACGUGGCGGCUCUGCUGUGCCGGGCACCCCAGCUCAUGGCCUACAGGGAGCAGCUGCUACGGGAGCCCCACCUGCAGAGCACCCUCAGUCUGCGCUCCUGUGUCCAGGACCCCCUCAAUGCCUUCAGGAGGGGCGUGCUGGAGCCCCUCGACGUCCUGCACAGAGAGAGGAAGAUAGCAUGUGAGGAGGACCUGAUCAUUCUGGUAGAUGGGCUGAAUGAGGCAGAGUUCCACAAGCCGGACUACGGCGACACCAUCACCUCCUUCCUGUGUAAGACCAUGGAACGCUUUCCUCCCUGGCUCAAACUGGUGGUCACCGUCAGGACCUCCCUACAGGAGAUCACACAUCCCCUCCCGUUCCACCGUAUCUCUCUUGACCGCCUGGAGGAGAAUGAUGCCAUAGACCAGGACCUGCAGGGCUACCUGCUGCAGAGGAUACAGGGCAGUGCUGAGAUCCAGAGCAACGUGUCUCUCAACGGGCGUCUGGACAACGCAGCCUUCGCCAAGCUGAGCACCCACCUCAAGGCCCUGAGCCGCGGCUCCUACCUCUACCUGAAGCUGACGCUAGACCUCAUCGAGAAGGGCUACCUGGUGCUCAAGAGCUCCAGCUUCAAGGUGGUGCCGGUGAGCCUGGCUGAGGUGUACCUGCUGCAGCUCAACAUGCGUUUCCCCACCCAGUCGUCCUUCGAGCGUGCCCUCCCCCUGCUCAAUGUGGCCGUGGCCUCCCUCCACCCCCUCACGGACGAGCAGGCGUAUGGGGCAGUGAAUGCUGGUGCCGUGCGAGGCCCCGCCCUGGACUGGGAAGAUUUCCAGGGGCGACUGGAGCUGCUAUCGCCCUUCCUGGUGCGGAGGAGGGACGGAACACGUAUGUUCACACACCCCUCCUUCAGGGAGUGGCUCAUCUGGAGGGAGGACGGGGAGAAGACCAAGUUCCUCUGUGACCCGAGGAGUGGCCACACACUCCUGGCCUUCUGGUUCUCACGUCAGGAGGGCAAACUGAACCGGCAGCAGACCAUAGAGCUGGGCCACCACAUCCUCAAAGCACACAUCUUCAAGGGCCUGAGUAAGAAGGUUGGGGUCUCCUCGUCAGUCCUGCAAGGGCUGUGGGUCUCUUACAGCACAGAGGGGCUCUCCACUGCUCUGGCCUCACUGAGGAACCUUUACACACCCAACAUCAAGGUGAGCCGUUUGUUGGUCCUAGGCGGCGCCAACGUUAACUACCGUUCUGAGGUUCUGAACAACGCCCCAUUGCUGUGUGUCCACGCCCACCUGGGCUACGCGGAAACAGCCGGCCUGCUGCUGGAGAACGGAGCGCACAUAGACGGGGAGUCCGACAGCGGCCUCACCCCGCUGGGCUACGCCGCCGCCGCUGGACACCUGUCCAUCGUCACUGCGCUCUGCGCCUGCAAGGCCAAGGUGGACCACCUGGACAGGAACGGUCAGUGUGCGCUGGUGCACGCUGCACUGCGAGGACACCUGCAGGUGGUCAAGUUCCUGAUGCAGAGUGACUGGAACCCUGACGGACAGCCUCAAGGAGCCUUCACCAAGAGUCACGCUGUCCAGCAGGCCCUUAUAGCAGGGGCCAGCAUGGGAUACACAGAGAUCGCCUCUUACCUAUUGGACCUGCCAGAGAAGGAUGAGGAGGAGGAGGAGCGAGCACAGAUCAACAACUUUGACACACUCUGGGGAGAGACUGCGCUGACUGCAGCAGCAGGCAGGGGGAAGCUGGAUGUGUGCAGGCUGCUGUUGGAACAAGGGGCAGCGGUUGGACAGCCUAACCGCCGGGGCAUCGUGCCUCUCUUCAGCGCUGUGCGCCAGGGACAUUGGCAGAUAGUGGACCUGCUGUUGAACCAUGGAGCUGACGUCAACAUGGCAGACAAGCAGGGCCGCACACCCCUCAUGAUGGCCUCCUCAGAGGGCCACCUCGGCACAGCGGAGUUCCUACUGGCACAAGGUGCGUCUCUGGCCCAGAUGGACAAGGAAGGUCUGACUGCUCUGAGCUGGGCGUGUCUGAAGGGCCACAUGCCAUUGGUGCGCUGCCUGGUUGAGAGGGGCGCGGCCACUGCCCACGCCGAUAAGAGUGGACGCACCCCCCUGGACCUGGCCUCUUUCUACGGAGACUCAGAAGUGGUGCAGUAUCUGGUGGACCACGGGGCGAUGAUAGAGCAUGUGGACUACAGUGGGAUGCGACCUCUGGACCGGGCCGUGGGCUGCAGGAACACCUCUGUGGUGGUGGCUCUGCUCAAGAAGGGAGCCAAGAUGGGUCCGGCCACCUGGGCCAUGGCCACCUCCAAACCCGACAUCAUGAUCGUCCUGCUCAGCAAGCUGAUAGAGGAAGGAGAUGGUUUCUACAAGAAAGGUAAAGUGAAGGAGGCGGCCCAGCGGUACCAGUACGCCUUAAAGAAGUUCCCCCGCGAGGGCUUCAGCGAGGACCUCAAGACCUUCAGAGAGCUCAAGGUGUCCCUCCUCCUCAACCUGUCCCGCUGUCGGAGGAAAAUGAAUGACUUUGGGAUGGCUGAGGAGUUUGCUACCAAGGCGCUAGAGUUGAAAUCCAAAUCGUACGAGGCCUUUUACGCCAGAGCCCGCGCCAAGCGCAGCAGCAGGCAGUUCCACGCAGCCCUGGAGGACCUGAAUGAGGCCACCCUCCUUUGCCCCAACAACCGGGAGAUCCAGCGCCUGCUGCAGAGGGUGGAGGAGGAGUGUCUUCAGUUCGAGGAGCAACAGGAGCUGGACCCUCCCCCAUCCCCUCCCAGAGAGCAGGCCCCGCCCCCUCCCCAGUCCCUGCCCCCUCCCCAGUCCCUGGAGCCCCGCCUGGAGGACAUGCAGCCAGUGCAGGACCUGUUUGAAGAGGACGAGGACUACCUGGAGCAGGACCUAGAGAGCCUCCCCAUGGGCAUGACUCCCGAGACCCGCUCUAGCCCCUCUGGCCUGCCCCUCAUCCAGAGCCUGCUGCCCUCCCCGGGCCACCGCAACUCGCCCUACCUCUCCAGAGGCCCCUCCAUGGUCCAGGCUUUCGAGCUGCCCCCUAGCCCCCCUUCCAUGUCCUCCCCCACGCGCCAAGGCUACCAGUCCUCCUCCCCAUCACUUUCCCCGACGCACCAGAGCUCCCACUACCGGCCUAGCCCUCCGCACACCUCCACAGCCCACCAGGCUUCCGCUACGCAGUACAACUUCAGCCCACCACCUUCGCCUCUCCGCCGGGGGCAGUACCACGCCAGCCCCACCUCAGAGAGCGGAGGAGGUCUGUACCGGCCACAGUCGGCCUCAGCCCGCUACCAGUCGGAGCAGAUACCCGGCCGGCCGAAGUCUCCACUGUCUAAGAUGAGCAGCCAGCGCUCCUUCCAGCUGCCCUCCCAGCAGCAGCCUCCCCAGCAGGGCCAGUGGCUGCAGCCUGCCAAGGCCCAGAUCGUACGCACCAACCAGCCCAGCUCCGCUGUGCACUCCAGUGCUGUGCUGGGCACCAGUGCCUACAGCCAGAUGGCCCACUCCAUGAGCACCCGCCUCCCCCCCGACCUGGCCGAGCUGGGGGACGGAGUGAAUAUAUUCCCCAGUGCCCUGGAAGGGAGGCCCACGCUGCAGGUGCAGGCCAGCCUCAGUGCAGGAGCACUGUACCAACAUGGUGGGAUCCAGAUGGUCCCAAUGGAGGACGAGCUCCCCCAGCGGCCCUCCUCAGCUUACCGGCCUGGAGGUCCGCGCUACAGCCAGGCCCCCCAGAUCAGCCGCAGCCAGUCGGCAGCGUACUACCCUGUCUCACCUCAGAUGGAGAUGGAGUUAGAGAUGGAGCACCAGGCGGCGCUGGGAUCACCGGAGAACCCCCACGGCUUGCGCCGACCUGUCAGUGCCACCAACGCAGAGCCAAAGCCACACGCACCCACUCCCCGGCCCCUCAUGCACUCCCAGAGCGUAGGCCUCCGCUUCUCCCACUCCAACACAAGCCUGGGUGGGGUCUCUGCAGCUAAUCUAGUCCCAGGCUUCCGUGGCUCCACCUCAGCCCAGCAGAUGGAAAUCCCUCUACAGCUGUCCUACGAGGAUGGUAGUGUCUACUGCGACGACCUGUCGCCUGUGUCUCAUCCACAGUGCAGCGACAUAAGGGUGGUGGGAGGGACGUACCCAGACAAGGCGCUCCGCUCCAGAAACACACCUUUCAUGGGCGUUGUCGACAAGACGGCGCGGACUCACCAGUACCUGCCACCACAACCGCAGACAAUAGGGCGCUCCUGGGCCAUCUCUUCCCUGGACACGGUAGUGACAAGCUCCACCACUUCUCCAGGGAACAUUGGCCCUCAGCAUGGCUACAGCCAACAGCCCAGCCUGGGACACAUCGCCUACUACAACCGCACCAACAACGCCCACAACGGACACCUCCUGGACGAUGACUACUACCAGCCGCCAGCUAACAGCUCACGGGAUGGCAGGGCAGAUGGCAUGGGCCGUGUGAGCCAGGUGCCAUCCUACCCAGACGUCAAGGUGGCCCGGAUGCUGCCUGUGGCCCAGGCCUACCAGGACAGCGAGUACAUGCAGCACUCCAGGGACAGGCAGGGCCCCACGUCCCCUAUCAAACCAAAGAGACCUUUCGUGGAGUCAAACGUUUAGGGAGGGACUGAGGGAGAGGACUGAUAAGCCUGCAGAUAUUUUGAUUUGCAAUGACUUAGAGACAACCCCAAGGGUAUGUGAUGAGACUGGGAAGGCAACACUACUGCAGACAAACACAUUUAAACUCUCCUCCCGUCCAUCUUCUUUGCCUCUGUCCUUCAAAGCCAUUUACUAUGGAUGAAUACAAGAAAGCCUAAAACUGCAGUUUGCCAGGUGAAUCCAACACCUCCAGUACUCCAGAAUAUGUUGGCCUUCUGUUUGCAGAGUAGUUUGUAUAGUCAGUGGAGGGGGCAGGGAUGAUCCACAACUUUAGGAACUGGAGUCUGUUGGAAAAGCAUGUAGGAGGACUAAUACCACACACCUUGACCUGGACACCUCCAGAUCUCAAGCAGGGGAGACUGCUGCUUGCCGUUUUCUCCCUGCCCCUCAAUGCCUGUCCUGGGAUGGUCACACUCAAGCCAUGGGCACUUCCCUGCUUAACCUGUUGAAGUCCAAACUCUCAAUGCCUUCUUCAGAAUAACUCAAUAGAAGGCCGCCCUUCACUAAGACCAUGUUCUCUGCUGUAAAUGUGACUGAAAAGAGACUUCAACAUACUUGUACAUAGGAAAAGCAACACAAAAAAAAAGUAAUAUUUAUCAUUUAAGUUAUGUUUGUAAAUACAUUAUAUAUAUUAUUUCCAUUGGAUUGUAUUUUUUUUUCUUUGCUCAAAAAGUGAUAUGCAGCAGAGGCUUUGUGAAGCUUUUGGGAAACGGGCAUUUCUUAUUUUCCAAUAACUUGAAUGUUUCCUUUUACAGUUGAAUUAUCUCUACCAGCCAAAUCUGCAGUUAUUCAAACAUAACACUGUACUACAUACACUUUUGGCCACUAAAGGGUCAAAGAUGUUGGCAGCAUGCACACAUGACUUCAACUGACCCAAGUGGUCAUUGAAGGACUAUUUUUAUCCGUCCAUAAAACAAUGGAAAUUAGGUGGUCAGACGUCGUCUUCAAUAUAGAACAGAAAUAGGUCCAAAGCUAAUAUGUAGGUUAAGGAUGUAAACCGAGUUAUCAAUUGUUGUAGUCAGCCUAUAUAUAUUCAGAAACGUACAAAACCAUCCAACGUCUACAUUUUGGUUACACUUUCUUUACAGUGCAUUUUCAUGAAACUAGAUAUGUUUUGAAAAAAUACACUAAAGAAAGUGGUGUCAAGACUAGGCUACAUUACGAUCUAUCUAUACAAGGUUGUCAAUUGUAAUGGAUUUCAGGCAACACCCUUUAUCCCCUACUGACACUUAGUAUGAACAACAAUCAGUUGAACAGAUACUUCUCUUACAAGAACAUAUGAACCCCUUAUCUGUGAAGUUGACAUUUUUACUCAGUCAUUUGUUACUUUAAAAUGUCAAACAUUUAGGCUAACAGUUUUAUUAUUUACUGUGUAUUGGUGUGCUUGAUUGUUUGGUAAUAGGUGGAGCCUCUGAUCAGACUGUUCAUAAACACUCCAACCAGGAAGUUAAUGAGCCAGUUGAUUGAUAUUAACAAGCGGUGCAUCCAAAGGUUAACCCUACAUCUGAGCCUGUUGCAGGAGGGACUUAUCCCUACAGUCAAUACCCUCAUGUCUGGAUUAACACCCAAAAUAACAUUUAUUUUCAAUAAACUUUUUUUUAUAGUUUGUGUAAAUAAUUGUACAUGCUGUGCUGCAUAGAAAUGCAUGUUUGUUCUCUGCUUACUCCCAUGCUGAUAUAAACAUGUAAUAUUUGUUUGUAUAGCAGUUAUCAAUAUUUGGAGAGGGAGGCAGAAUCUUUUUUUAAUUGUUUUUUUGGGCUUGCUGAGCAGAGUUCUGUAAAUUGUCUGUAUAUGUGAGUUGUGUUUUUGAAACGAGAAGGUAAUAAGAAACAUGCAAUUGUAAAAUGUACUUAUUUAAAACUGGUUACCACUUCAAGGAAAAUAAAUGUGGGUCGGCUCUUA